Notodromas monacha is the source of this 2846-nucleotide messenger RNA. The record is from the annotation of a GenBank genome assembly. NCBI's taxonomy places the organism in Eukaryota, Metazoa, Arthropoda, Ostracoda, Podocopida, Cyprididae.
GACAUUUUUCACAGCUAUUUCAGGGACAUUCUGUUGAUGCCAUAUAUGGGGCAUAAUGGAGAUUCAUCUGGAGCCAUUGACUUGGCAGCUUUGUGGCAGUCCAGGAAACUGACUGAAGAGGAUGAAGAUGAGGACAGCAUGGGAGAAGAGGAUGUCAGUUCUGAUUUCAGUGGCAAGGACAUGGUCUCACCCCUGGACGAUGAUGGCGACUUCGAAAUGCUUUCACCAUUUGCCCAGAAACCCGUUUCUCUGGAAGAUGGUCCUUACCAGCGCCUGGAAAGAAUGGACGUGAAGAAACCCGGGCCAGAAUUUGACCUUUCAAUCCCACUGGAACCCCCGAAACACGGGAAACACCAUAAUCACCAUCAGGUCAUUCAUCAUCAGGUGCACGUUCAUGAUGACGACCACAAUGACCUCCAAGUCUCACCAAGCGCAAAACACAACAUGCUCUUCCAAGACAUUCAAAAUGAUGAUCAUCAAUUCGCACGCCCAUCUGGAAAGCAGGAGAUCCUCAAUAAGUUGCCACCACCAGUGAAGCCCAAGAACCAACUAUUUCGGAAAGAUUGGGGCUUCCUCCAAAUCACAAGACCGUUUGCGGACAUUUUGGAAGGAAGACGAUUGGUGGCUUCUCUGGAAAGACUGCUUCGAUUGGAGCCUGGGACUUUCACUGAAGCCAGGGUUGAAAACAACCAGGUUAUGUUCAAGGUGAACCCUAACCCGCAGCGGAUGAAUGUCACGGAUAUCAUUAUUGGAGCAGAUAAAUUCCAAGAGGCCAUCAAGAAUGAUGUUGGAGUGGAGCUGGAAUCUGGAGGAAUUGGGGAUGAGAUAAAAAUUACGUGGAAGGACUACUUGCCAACUGCACAAGAGAGGUUGACGUUUAUGGGCCUGUGUUUGGCAGCUUCUACUGUAGCAUUGAUGACAACUGGGUUCAUACUGUACGCGUUACGACGGCGCUGCCAGAGCAACGACAAACUUCACUUCUCCAGGAAUGGUGACCAUGAGGCCAGCAGGGAUUAUCAGGAUUUGUGCAGAGCAAGGAUGGCUACAAAGGCUCAAGAGAAACCUGAGCCCUUGCAUAAAAUCAUCACUGGCUGCAUCAGGGAUGAUGGAACUGGUGGACAGUCUCAUCAGGGUGUGACUGGAUCCCCUCACUCCUCAAGAUCCUCCACAUCAUCCUGGACUGAGGAGCCUGUUGCUUCUAAUAUGGACAUCUCUACUGGUCACAUGGUUCUGUCUUACAUGGAAGAUCACCUGAAGAACAAAGACAAGUUGGAGCAAGAAUGGCUGGCAUUGUGCGCUUAUGAAGCUGAUCCAUCCUUCACCACUGUGGCAGACAAGACUGAGAACAAGAAGAAAAACAGGGACAAGGUAGCUGUUCCAUACGACCAUGCCAGAGUAAUCUUGAAUGACCUCUCCAACAUUUCGGGCUCGGAUUACAUCAAUGCUUCCACCAUUACGGAUCAUGACCCGAGGAACCCAGCUUAUAUCGCGUGUCAGGGCCCGAUGGCAGGAACAGCAGCUGACUUUUGGCAAAUGGUCUGGGAACAAGGCAGUGUGGUCAUUGUUCACUUGGUUUCUGAACACAUCUGGUGUGAAGAUUACCUUGUGAGGAGCUUCUAUUUGAAGAACUUGAAGACAGGAGAGACCAGAACUGUCACUCAGUUUCACUUCUUGAGCUGGCCCUUGGAUGGUGUGCCCGGUUCCACCAGGGCCCUGCUGGAAUUCCGCAGGAAAGUCAACAAGUCAUACAGAGGAAGAUCUUGUCCCAUCAUUGUCCACUGCAAUGAUGGUUCCGGCAGAACUGGGACCUACUGCCUGAUCGACAUGGUACUCAAUCGCAUGGGCAAGGGCGCCAAAGAAAUCGACAUCGCCGCCACGUUGGAGCACAUCCGUGACCAGCGCCCUGGCACGGUCAAGACCCGAGGCCAGUUUGAGUUCGUCCUCAUGGCCGUCGCCGAGGAAGUCCACGCCAUCCUCAAAGCCAUGCCGCAAUGAGAGAGACAAGUGCAGCCAACCUAUCAACCAGCACUGGCAAAGUAUAAAUACUAUGUCGCCCUCCUCCUUCGAGCGUCGCAACGGAGAAAAAACUGCAAAAUAAGGACUCGGAACGCCUCCACCAAAAAAAAAAAAAGCCCCCACAACCAAAAGAACUCCUUUGAGCUUCCGUCAGUGAACUAAACACCGCACCGAAGAAAGGAAGAAAGAAAAGCGUAUUGCCAUCCUGAGUUUUUCCCUGCGAAUUUAUUUUCCUGCUUCACUCAUCAGCAUCGCGGCUCUUUUAUUUUCGAGAGGAUCGGAAUAAGUCCGGAAAGAAAAUGCAGAGAAAAAAUUUUGUUUGGCGUCAGAAAAAAAAAAACAGAGAGAGAAAACAAAUCUAUGUGUGCGUGUAUAUAUAUAUAUGUAUAUAUGUGGCGAAAAGAGAAAACGGUGUGAGUUACCGGAAGAAGGCGUUUUAUCCGUUGGAUGUCGCUGCUUUCAAAAAAAGGAAAACUAAGGUGUUUCUCGCGGACAAGUUUUAGCGCAUUUUAAAAAAGAAUGGGGAAGAAUUGUGUCUGUUAUUAGGAGAUCGUUGUGGCUUUUUCCUGGCUGUUCUUUCUCUCUGUUUUUCCCCAUACUGGACACAUUCCCACGACCGAAGCGAAGAGAAACCGAGAGAAGAAGAAGAAGAAGAAAUUGUAUUAUUGCAAGAAAAAAAACCAAAGGGAAAAAAAUGUAGUCGCUUAUUUGUCGCGGACUCGCAGAAACAAUACGGCGGAAUGAAAAGUCUGUAAUUUGAGAUUUGAGCUGAAUAAAGUACGAAAAAACUGAAAUCAACUGCGAACCGGUCCUCAAAAAAAAAAAAAAAA